AUGGCGAAGGAGCACCAGGAAAGAAGUGCGAGGCCGCAGUUUCCACAGCAGCUCCUUGGGGGCAUGGAAGCCCCGCAGGCGGCCAGGGACACGAGGGCCAGCGGAAGGGUGCAGGCGAUUGCUGCUGACCAGCCUCAGAGCCCCCCUCCCCGUCGGGUGAACGGAGUCCUGGGGGGCUCGGCGGUUCUCUCGGUGAACAUUGCGCCCCGUGCCAAAGUGAAGGAGAUUGAGUGGAGCUAUCGGGCUGGAUCGGGACCAGCGCUCCUGGUGGCUUUGUUUCGGGAUGGCAGAUUUGACCGCCCUGAUCCCAGUGACCGGUUCAAGCAGAGGAUCGACAUGUUCAACGAGACCCUGAGGAUCAGGGCCCUGGAGCUGAAUGACAGCGGCAUCUUUGGAGCGCGGCUGAAGAUCUUCCCGGCCCUCGUGGAAGACCAGCUCUUCCACCUGACAGUCUACGAGCCUGUUUUGACCCCGCGCAUUAAGAGCCAGCUGGUCUCCAGCACCCCCAGCGGGUGCAACGUGACGCUUCAGUGUCUGUCGCCAGGGAAGGGCCCCGUGAACGUCACCUGGAGGAAAGGCAACCCCAUCCGAGACCUUGGCAGCGCAGACAGAUACCAGGUCUCUCCUGACGGCAGGACCCUCCAGCUCUCUUUGCAGCCCACCUCUCUGAACACCACCUACUCCUGCAUGGCCAGCAACCCCGUGGAGCACAAGAUCGUGUCCUUCGACUUGCAGAGGAUCUGCCAGAGUGGAGGCACUGGGGGCAAUCCGGCACAGAAUCCGCCCCGCCAGGUGAACGGGAUCCUGGGAGGAUCUGCCCUGUUUCCUCUGAUGGUACCUUCGACACAAAGGGUGGACAGAACUGAGUGGUUCUUUCAAGGGGGGUCCAGCCCAGAAAUUCUGACUGCCACGUUCAGGGAUGGAAAACUGGAGCGGCAAAAUACCCGUGACAGGUUUGGGCAACGGCUAGAAAUGGCUGGCGAGACCAGGCUACGGAUCAGGGCCCUGGAGCAGGAGGACGGCGGCCUGUUCACAGCCCGCGUUCUUUUUGCCACUGCUGAAAUCCAUGAGCAGACCUUCCAACUCGGGGUCUUUGGGCCUGUCCCAGACCCUCAGAUACGCCACCGCCUGGUCUCCAGGACUGCCGAUGCCUGCAAUGUGACGCUGCAGUGCCUGGCGCCUGAAAGGGGGGGAAUUAACGUCUCCUGGAGAAGAGGGAAGCAGCUCCGUGCCCUAGAAGGAGCUUCGGACUGGUACCGGCUCUCUGCUGCAGACACGGAUCUCCACCUGUCUUGGCUGCCCGACUCCUCGGACUCCACCUUCACCUGCCUGCUCAGCAACCCUGCUGAGCAAAGGAACGUCUCCUUCGACUUGCUCAGCAUCUGCCAGAGUGAGGACUCUCACCCCCAGGAGGUGUGGAUUCUCGUUCCUGUGACACUGUUGCUCAUCCUGGCUGCGGGUCUUGGGAUUUGCCUGUGGAAGAAACGGCCAACCCGAGGAGCCGUUCCUCCAAUAAGGCCUGAGAGGAGAGGCACCCCUGAGCCUCACUACGCGGAGGUGCAAAAGAGGAGGAGCCCCCCAGAAGGCAAUGAGGACCAGGAUCCUGACCCGGCAGAGACUCCCAUGGUGACGACUCCUGUAACCGUCUACGCUCAGCUGCAGCGACCUCUGGCCACCUAAGCAAGACAAGGCUUGGCCAGGGCUUGCCCCCGCCCCCCAAGGACGUUGAUGAGCGGGAAAGCGUCCAGCAUAGGGCAACAAAUCCGGCAAUGGGGCUGGAGGAGAGGUUGAAGGAGUUGGGAAUCUUUGCCUUGGAGAAGAGACGCUCGUGAAGUGACUUGUUUUCUACCUUCCAAUACCCAAAUAGCUGUAGGGGUUCGAUGCUGUGGUCCCAGGGCACUCAGCCAUGGGCUUUUCUCAGCUAGUUCUGUAAAAGGACUUAUCCUUUGCUCAAAAUAUAGAUCGCUUCUGAUCUGCACCCUCCGUCUGCUUCACCUUCCGAGCUCGUCUUCCCAUGGGCUGUUUAUUUUUUCUGCAGCAGACCAACUUUAAAAGCAGUCCUUCCUCUUUUUAAAAAGGUUCAUUUUAAAAUGUCCUGAUAAUGUUCCUGUUUAUAAAUCAUCUGAUUUAUGAGCUAUAAAUGAGAACGUUACCUGUCUAAGACUGGGAAUUUCCAAACAAUUUGCAAGUUCCUGUUUAAAUGAGGUCAAUUUUGGCUGUUAUAUUUUCAAGCAAGGGGAAGCACAAAUGUUCUUGCAAUGAAGGCUCAGUUCACAGAACUGUUUUUUGUACGUUGGUCAACAUGAUCUGACAUUUUCCAGCGGAUUUCUGGGUGAUUACCUGGUUUUACGAGCAUUUUUGUUCCUCUCCAGUAAUUCCCAGAAGUCCUGGUGGGUGGAUUCUCCACCCACCCACAGCUCCCGUUCCUCAAUGGCAUAAAGUUUUAUAAAUAACGGACCAAUUUCCCAUUUUCUAACUGACUCUCCUGCUCUCACUCUGUCAUGGGCCCUGCGCGGUCCUCAACAGGCCAUUUUUCAGAAUUUACAAAGAAAUGUUUGUCUGGUUACUCUGAAAGUCCCCUGAGAAGCCACCUUGACUGUGGGUGGCUGGGCUUUGCUACUGUUGUUGUUGUUGUGAGCCACAGACUUUACUAUCAAUACUGUUCAAAUUGAUUUAAGAUUAAAAACAUAAAAAGAAAUGUAGAGUAUAAUCACAAGGUGGGUCUCCCUUCUCCGAGAUCCUGUUUCUAACAGUGGCCAGGCAGAUGUUUUGGGAAGCUGACAUGUAGGUAGUCAGAAGAGCCCUCACUCUCCUGGCUUCCCGUAAACAAUGCAAAACCGAAAAAGGCUUUUUAUUCAAAUAGAGUUGGGGAUCAUAGACUUCAUCACCAUUUUUGCCUUAUAUAUUAUCUGCUGCUUUAAAUAUGUACUCCUAUGUACAACCAGCGCUCCAUGUUGUCUAAUGUUAGUCGCAGAAUCGAUUAUGUUUUGCUUCAGUAUUUUCUACUGUCUUGGAUCCUUGCUAAUCCUUGGAUCCUUGCUAAUGCUAUGUCUUUAAACUUUAAUACCUUAUGGUACUGAAAUGUACUUGAUACUGAUUGUAUUAACCUCAUACUGUGUAAUCUGCCUUGAGUCUCAGUGAGAAAGGCAGACUAUAAAUGACGUAAAUAAAUAAGUAGGACAAAAAGGCAGUCGGUACUCCUUUGCUGCUGCAGCCCGUGUGCAAAGGUACGCUGCCUCUGAACCUGGAAGUUCCAUUUAGCUGUUCCGGCCAGUAGCUGCUUAUAAAUGUGAAUUUGCCCCGUCUUUUUCAUAAACAAAAGCCACCCCAGUGGGAGGCUCUCACGGCACCCCUUGCAGCAGUGCGUCCUAUAGAGUAUGUGCUGAGUGAAGAAGCGCCGCGUUCUGCCUGUGGUGCUGGCAAGGGUUCCAUCCUGCCAUCGGAGAGGGAAUGUGGAGCACGCACACACGCGCACGCACAUAACGCACAGCUUUAUUAUCUGUUCUUUCCCCCUGGUUUCAAAAUCAGAGGCACAAGUCAGAAAAUGAAAUACUCUUUGCCCGCAAGUCUUGACAUAUUUCUGUUUUCUUCCAGGCAUCGUGUUGAUUAUAGCAACAUUUUAAAAUUAAAAAGUCCAAGUUGUGUUUUCUAUUUCUGUGUCUCAAGAGAAUUAAAAUUACUUUGCUGUCUCUGCA
Eublepharis macularius is the source of this 3695-nucleotide messenger RNA. RefSeq lists its product as uncharacterized. The record is from RefSeq and is a predicted model, not a curated record. The transcript has 9 exons. The coding region runs from base 1 to 1680 and encodes 559 amino acids. Lineage: Eukaryota; Metazoa; Chordata; Lepidosauria; Squamata; Eublepharidae.